AUGUCCUUGAAUGAGAGUGCCGAAGCCAGCCCCAACAACUCCCCCUCGGGUAUCAUCGAGACUAUGGUAGUCUCCCCGCCCGAAGUUGACAAAAAUUGCCGUGAGAACGUUGACGGGCGUCAAGAGGCCAAACAUCAUUACAACCAACAUGAACUUGAGGUUGCAGAUCUCCCAAUUGAUGAGCUUCAAAAACCCAAGAAUCAUCGCGAGACGGACAAGAUUAAGGCCCAAAAACUUCUAGAUGAUGGACAACAAGACCCCAGACAGCACGACAAUCCGGACGGCCCCAAAGUACCUAAGCUUUCGCUGGAUAACGAGACACCGCAGCGUUCCUACAAUUACCAGAUCACAAAAGCUUUGAAAGCACUUGCCGAUAAAGUAUCUGUCUUGUGGAAUACGGGACUCAAGUCCAGUUCAGAUGCGGCUACGAGGAGGUCCCAGUGGUGA
This is a messenger RNA of Penicillium griseofulvum, 447 nucleotides long. RefSeq lists its product as uncharacterized. The transcript has 2 exons. The record is from RefSeq and is a predicted model, not a curated record. Lineage: Eukaryota; Fungi; Ascomycota; Eurotiomycetes; Eurotiales; Aspergillaceae. Bases 1 to 447 code for a protein of 148 amino acids.